UACCGGGGAAAUUCCCCCACUCAGACUUUGUAGACGCUUUACUAUCCAUUCUCGACGAUUCCUGAAGUUUGCUUGGUGAAAUUUUUCUUAAUAAACGAAGGCCAGAUAUCAAAUUUCUUUUCAGAUAUCAAAAUUGUUAAAUAGUAGAUUCCUUAAUUGUCGCUAAUCUUGGAAUUUAAAGGAUCAGAUGUCGUUUAUGACUUUGUAACAAGAUAAUAAAACAUAAUAAUUGGACGUACUUAUGAAAGGUAGAAUGGCUGAAAACUGCAAUAAAGUAAGUUCUACUUGUAACUUUAUCGAACUGUUUUCUGAUAUAGAAAGAGGAAUUAGAGAAGAUUUAAUUAGUAUUUUACGCAAGAAAGGUAAAUUGGUGCGUUCUUUAAAUACUCAGGAGUGGAGAGAAGACUUAAAAGUAGCUUAUACACAAAUCAAUAACCCAUUGAAGAAAACAAAUGUUGUUAUUUUAGCUUGCAAAUACCAGAGACUAAAUGUUCUUGAAUAUUUGCUCCACAACGACGGUCAUUGGCUAUUUACUUUUCGAGCCUUGGCUGGAGGAGAAAAUAUCAAGCCAGGUGAGCUGGACCAUCAGAAUCAUGAUGCAUUUUACUACGCCAUAAAAUCCAGCAAAACUGAACUUCUUGAGUUAUUAUUAUCAAAGUGGCCUGAUGACUAUUUCACAAAGAAACCGAAUGAAUUAGAAGAUAUUUUAUCAUUGUCUUUUAAUGAAAUCAAGCUAAAGAACAUUCGAAUCACGGAACAGAUGAAUAACUUUGUCGAAUAUUUCUUGUUGAAAUCUUGUUUCUUUCAAGGGAAUAAAAAUAAAAAUGUUAGUAAAAGUUAUUCACCGGAAAACAUCAAACAAAGGAUCGAAUUAGUCGUAGAAUGCGUUGGUAUGUUAAAAACGGAGUAUAUGGAUAAAGAAGCAGAUGACAAAUUUCUGUUUAUUUCAUCGUUUAUAAUUCAGAAUAUUUCUGUCUUAAAGCGAUUAUUAAAAUUUACCUAUGAUUCAUUGCCAUGGGAAGAAAUGGAAUUCUGCUUAAUUGUUUUCAUCAGUUUCCUUAAACCAAUCGAAAAGGCAAAGAAUGAGAUAGAAAAAAAGGUUUAUGAGUACGAAAAAUAUUACAGGCGUAAUUCUUGGCGUUUCACUAACUGCGUGUUAACCCAAUCAACAAUCUUAAAACAUCUCGGUCACUUCUCUUUGAAUUUAGAAAAAGUCGCAAACUUAACAGCUAUUAAUAGUGUAAACAAAUUUCUACAAUUCUCGCGCAAAGAAAAUAUUUCAGCAAUCAUAAAAACUUAUCCUUUAUUCGAGGACUUACUAAAAGACUAUGCCGCAGUUCGAGACGUUUAUUCUUUGGAAGUGAUUAAACAUUACCUGGAAGUUGCCAUAGCUGUGGACUCGAAAAAAACUGACGGGCAAUUAAUUAUCUCGAGAACGUUACAAGUUCUCGGUGAAAAUUUAAAGAAUACCGUAGAAUCACCAAAACUUUCUGACAAUACCUGUGAUAUUUUAUUGCUCACCUUAACGAAAACUACAAGAUCUAUAGUAACAGGAUUGCGUAAUGCUCUAUCUCAUGAACACGCUCUUCAAAAACGAAAAGAACUGGAAGGUUUGAAUUGUGAUUUUUACAGUUCUGUGCAGAACGAUUUAAAUAAGCUAAAUCCUUUAGUCACUGAUAUUCUACGUAGCUUAAAAAGAAACUUGAUGAAGUUGUGUUUACAGAAGCUUGCUGACUGCAAUAGCUUAGAAGAUUACAAACAUACAUUAAAAUCCCUUCGUUUCGGUAAGUCAUCCGAUGUUUCUUCUUCAGGCACUUUCGAUGAUACUUCGGAAAUUAAGUUGUUGCAAAAAUUAAUACCUCAGUUUUUCGACACAAUUGGAAGUUUGUCUGCCAGUGAAGAGAUUGUUUUGCACAAUCUUCAGCAAAUUCUAAACUCAAAGACUGAGAACGACUUCGAACGAGCGGUUAUCAAAUCUGUAAAGCAGUGCCCUAUUCAGAAUUUAGAGCUAUUUUAUAAUGGAAUUAUGAACACUAUGAUUAUAGAGGAGAAUGAUUUUCCAGAACUUAAAAAACUAGCCAAGAGGGAUAUAAAAAGGUUGAGCAUUGACGUCCCAGAAGAAUAUAUUAGACUGAUUGCUAAUUCCAUAACAUCCGUUUAUGAUGCUGUCAAGCUUCGAGUGUCGAAAGACAAAUUUUAUGAAGUAACUUUAUUAUACUAUAAAAUAUUACGUGUCAUUAAUUAUGACAUGAGCACGGUUACAGGCAUUACUGAAAUGAACUAUUUAUUGACAAGUGACAAAAAUGCAAUGUUUCCAAGGAGAAUGAAUCAUUUGGAAAAGUAUCAUGAGGAGUUGAAGGAAAAGCUUGAACUCCUACACGAUGCAAUGGGAAGAAUUAUUGAUUUGAAGGAAACUUCAAGAAAAAAUAUUGCAGCCGAAGUUAUUUGUGAAACAAAUUUGUUGAUUGAAGUGAUUAUGUUGGACAUCAUGUCUAUACUCGACUCUUGCAGAAAAUUCACUAACAAUCCAUUUUAUUGUGAUGGAAAUCACCCGAUAUUAGGCGGAAAGAAUUUAAGAAAUCAUUUGGCUCACGGCAACGUAUUAAACGAUGUUCUUUUUAACUCAAAUAUUUCAAUACUUUUGAAUGCCAAAAUAUUUGUGAUGGAAGAUGUUACAAGUUGGAAAAAGCAACUUGACCGAAUCGUCAUUGGUAAUCCAUCAAAUUUAAAGCUUAAGUUUGAGCAAAACUUAGAAAAGCUAAGCAACCAAGCAGAAUUGUUCUACGCUUUAGCUUGUGGUGAUCUCGAUCUCGCGAGAUCGUGUAUUGAAAAGGGUGCCGAUAUCGAAGCCAGAGAUAUAAAUUUAUGGACAGCCCUUCAUUACGCUAGUCAAGCGUCAAAUACAGUAACUUUAGAAUUUAUUAUUUCCGAAUAUCCCGGAUUAUUUUUCAAAAGUAUAGAAGAAAUGGAUGUCGAGGGCCGUAUUCCUUUACACAUCGCAGCCUUUAAAGCUCGUAAAAAUAGUGUAGAGGUUCUUCUGAAAAAUAAUCAAAUCUCCAUCAAUGCAAAAGAUGUCUGCAACAAAACUGCUUUGCAUAUUGCAUCGCAGGUUGGUUCCGAAGAAGUAGUUGAGGUAUUGCUGAAAAAUGGAGCAGACACGGAAAUUAAAGAUAUGUGUGAUUAUGCACCUUUACACUUUGCUAUUUGCCAUAACCAUGUCGGAGUUACCAUCGAACUGUUGAAGAAAGAAAAGAAUGUCGACGACAAUCUAAGUAGUAGUGCUUGCACGCCUUUAAUUCUUGCAGCUGAGAAAGGUUUUUCUAGCAUAGUGACGUAUUUGUUACAAAAAGGUGCAGAUGUAAACAGGAAAAAUGAUCUUAAAAGCACACCUAUGCAUUUAGCUGCUGAUUGGGGCCAUGCCGAAGUUCUUAGUAUUCUGAUUCAGAAUGGAGCAGAAAUAGACUGCCAGGACGAUAGGGGAGUAACUCCUCUCCAUUGCGCAGUGAGAAAUCGGCACAAAAGUUGUGUUGAAGUGCUGUUGAAAAAUGGUGCAAAAAUUAAUAUCCGAGAUUAUGUUGGACGCAUACCUAUACAUUUUGCGACAUAUUUGGGAGAGCAAGAAAUAGCGAAGAACUUACUGCGAUUGGGUGGAUCCUUGAAUAUGUGGAAUUAUCAAGGUUGGACAGCAUUGCAUUGUGCUGCGUAUAGUGGAAAUGUUGAUUUAAUAUCAACUUUAGUUGAUAAGGGCGCUACUAUUAAUGUCUGUACUUUCAUGGGUCUGACGCCUUUACAUAUUAGUGCACAGUUUUGCAAUAAUCAGGCUUCUAAAUAUCUCAUGGAAAAAGGUGCCGGCAUUUCUUGUAAAGACAAAAAGGGUCGAACACCCUUGCAUGUAGCAUCGGCAUCUGGUGAUGUGGAAACUGUUAAAUUCAUUUUAAAGAAGAAACCUAAUGCUGUUAAUGACGAGGACAAAAAGGGUUGGACUGCUCUUCAUCACAGUUGCUUCAACAAUCACGGUUGCAUUGUGAAAAUCUUAAUUGAGGCCGAAGCUAACAUUAACAAACAAAACAACGAACUUAAAAGUCCUUUACACUUAGCCGUAGAAAAUAGUAACUAUCAGAUAAUUGACAGUCUUACGAAACAAGUUGGUUGUGAGCUGUUGAAGGAUUUAAAUGGGUGCACACCCCUGCAUUAUGUUGUCAGGUGUGGGCAAGAAAAAUUAUUCAAACUCGUCGCAUCAAUUUCGAAUGAUGUAAAUGUCAUCGACAAAUAUAAGCGCACAGCUUUGCACUACGCUGUGGAUUCUAAUCAACUGAAAUCAGUUAAACAUUUAGUUGAAAUGGAUUGCAAAAUUGAUGCAAUCGAUGAAAAUGGAUUAACAGCUUUGGCUACAUCUGUGAAAUAUCAUUACAUGGAUAUUGUAAACUAUUUGCUUAAAAAAGGAGCAAAUCGCUAUCUCAAUAAUGGAAUGAUUUAUUUUUUAGCCAUUGAUUGUGAAUAUAGAGAUAUUCUGAAUGUUUUAUUAUUCCCUAAACAUAAAACUAAAAACGUUUUAAUGAAGGAAAAUAUAGCUUUGCUGCAGAGAGUUGCUGCUGUCGGCAAUGUUGCUAUGUUUCAAGAUGUAGUUACUCUAGGACUGGACGUAAAUGCUGUUACAGGCAGCGAACAUUUGUCUGCGCUGCAUAUCGCUUCGGAAAGAGGGUGUUACGAGAUUGUCAAACUAUUGGUGCAAAAGAAUGCAGACGUCAAUAUUAAAACUAGAAAAGGAGAUAAUGCCUUGCAUUUGGCGUUAGCAAAAGGACACGUAAAAAUUGUCUGGCUGCUCCUUGCGAAAGGAGCCAUUUAUGACACACCAAAUAGCUUUAAUAGAAUCCCUUUAGAAUCAGCUGUUUUAUCCAAAAACUUACAAUUAGUCAGGCUGUUUAUCGAGAAAAAACAACUUGACGUUAAUUAUACUAAUGCCAACGGUCAUACUUUGCUUCAUCUUGCAUCUGAAGUUGGGAGCUUUGAAAUUGCUUCAUAUCUAAUCAAAAAAGGAGCAGAUGUCAAUGUUUUAAAUAAAGAAAAUUUAAAACCCAUUCAUAUAACAGUAAAACAUGGAAACCUAAGUGUUAUGGCACUCCUAUAUAAAUAUAUGUCAUUGAAUCAAGCUGCCAACACCGUGCAUGUAGAAUCUUUACUACAUUUCGCUGUGACAGAAGAAAAAUUUGAGCUAGUACAAUACCUUAUUAGUAAAAAAGUUAAUAUGAAUUCUUCAGAUGAUGCUGGGAUCAUGCCUUUGCACGUCGCCGCUGCAAGGGGGAACUUCGAUUUAGUUAAACUUUUAGUUGAAAAUGGAUCAUUUUAUGACUUGCCUGAUCACUUAGGUCGAAAACCAAUCGAUUUAGCUAAAACAUCAAAAGUAAUAAAUAUUUUAAGAGAAACAGAAAAUUUAAUGAAAGCAGUUAAACAUAAUAACAUCUUGAUGGUACAGCAGUGCAUUCAAAAUGGCGCUAUUGUAAACGCCUUAGACAAAAAUAAUGCGUGUCCUUUAAUUUUCGUAGCAUAUAAAGGUUAUUUGGAAAUUGCCCUUGUAUUGUUGGAAAACAAGGCGAAUCCCAAUACAAAUGGAAAGAAUGGAUUUACACCGCUACAUUAUGCUUCUAAAUUUGGUCACAUAGAAGUCGCUCAAAUUUUGUUAAAGUUUGGUGCAAUUUACAAUGCAACAUCUAAUAAUGCUAAAAGCCCUGCUGAUCUGGCUACAAAUUCAAAGAUUUAUAAUCUACUCAACCUGAUUGAUCGAUGUUUUAAAGAGAUUGAAGAUAGGAAACGUAAAUUCCUCGCAGUUUUGAAAAAUAUUAAAGAUGUUCAGACAAUGGCAGCAAUCAUGAAUGCCCGCAAUCAGAAUAAAAAAACAUUAACUACCGCAGCACACCACUGCAAAUUUCAGGGAGCUGAAACUCUAGAGAUUUUAUUUUGCAAUUUUGCUUUCAGGCAAACCGCAGCUCAUGCCUUGUAUCUAUCAACCGACAGAAAAAUAUUGAACCCUAGGUGCAAUAAAGUUUUUGAUCUCCCAAUUGUUCAAGACAAGUUCAUACAUAAGCUUACGGAGUCAUCAAAAUACCACGAAGCCUUACUGAUUUGUACAGAUUUACUGGAAGAUUAUAGAAAAAUGUUUGGAAGUGAUAACAUUGUAGUUUGGGUAACACAACAGCACAUUGCUUUUAUAUUACAUCAACUUCAAAGGUAUCAAGAAUCUCUGAGACAAUUCCGUGAAUUAUACGAGCUUCGUAAAAAAGUGUAUGGCAUGUUUCAUAAAGGUAAUUUGGAUAUAAAGAGCUGGAUGGCAUUAGUUUUACAUCGGUUAGACAGAAACGAAGAAGCCCUAAAAAUCUGUGAACAAAUUUAUGAAAAACAGAAAAAGAUUCUUGGCGGAAAUCAUUUGCAUGUGCUACAGACUGAGAUUCACAUGGCUUUGGUGCUUAAUGCACUUGGUGAGCAUGAAAAAGCUUUAAAAAUGAGCCGUUUGACGUACGUUAAAUAUAAACAACUCGCUGGCUCGAAACAUCGCACAACACUUGUAGCUCUUAACAAUGUUGGCAUUAUCCUAUUAGCGAAAGAUGAUUUAGACGAAGCUCUUAAAGUCUUUAAAAAGGUCCAUGAUGGCAGGCGUGAUGUUCUCGGUUCUGAACACAGAGAUACCAUAAGAGCCUAUCAAAAUGUGGCGAACGUUUUGCGUCAGCAAAAACUCCUUAAAGAAGCAGAAAGAAUAUUUGAAAGCAUUUUAGUUUAUCAAGCGUCGAAGCUUGGUCUAGGUGAUAUGGAGACAGUUUUUACGUUACUACACCUAGCCGAAAUAAAUUACGAAUUGAAUAAAUACAUGAAAGCGGAGAAAUUUUACAAGGAAGCCUACAUGACUAUAACUUUAGUUUUGGGAGAUGAUCACUUUUUGGCGAAAUUAAUCAGAAUCAAACUUCAUUCAAUGGAAAAAUAUUUUGAAUAUACUGAUAUGGGAUUCCAAAACUAAUACAAAUGUAGAACUUAAUGAGAAAAUCGGAUACUUUGUUAAAUGUAGCAGUCUUUUAUUUUAUCUGCGUUUAAUUGUUUUAACACUGUAAUCCACAAUUUAGUAGAAAAAAAGUUUUUUUUAAGUUAGUUUAUUAAUCGCAUAUAAAAACAUGUAUAGUUAUGUAAUUAUUUUUACAUUUUUAUUCAGGUUUUAUACUAUAUUUUAACCCUGU
Messenger RNA from Parasteatoda tepidariorum (common house spider), 7220 nucleotides. RefSeq lists its product as uncharacterized. Gene Ontology annotation, molecular function: protein binding. The record is from RefSeq and is a predicted model, not a curated record. NCBI's taxonomy places the organism in Eukaryota, Metazoa, Arthropoda, Arachnida, Araneae, Theridiidae.